Amoebophrya sp. A25 is the source of this 6761-nucleotide messenger RNA. The record is from the annotation of a GenBank genome assembly. NCBI's taxonomy places the organism in Eukaryota, Dinophyceae, Syndiniales, Amoebophryaceae.
CUUGAGUCUGUGAAACAACGAAAAAUACUGAUUUUGUGUCAACACUGGAGUCGAUUUUACGAGAGAGGACAUUCAUUGAUACAUGAUAGUCGGUGCUUCAUCAGUCCUGCCUUUGCUGUCUUUUCAUUUGAACUGUUCGUGUUCUUGGCUCGCUAAGUUUGAAAGGCAGCUAUAAGUGUUCCUGAAGAACGAGCAGCUGAGCAAAGAUAAAAUUCAAAAAGUUGGGGUCUGUAGUGAAAUGACUUUGUCUGUCCUUUUGUUUGCUGUGUUUGUGAGUUGACGAGUGCAUCUUUGUUGUGAGGAGAACAGUACUCUAUCCGGAACAUUUUUUUUAGAGACGAGCGCGUGAUGAGCAUUUCUGUCCGAAGGUAUUUCUGUUUCUUGAGACGAAAUUCCUGGUUGUCACAAGCAACCUUCACUUUUUUCCAUUUUUUUGAUGUACCCACGCGUUGGUACUAGACAAACACGGCGAGGUCAUGUUAACGAGUUGUACUAUGGAUAUGGUUGUGUUUUGUGUCUAUAUAGCAUUGUCGACGGGCAUACGUAUCCCUUCGCAGGAAAGAAUGUUGCUACUAGUAUUUUUAGCUGCCUGGCCGUUGUGCUUCAGGAUUCUCGCAGGGUAAUUAAAUGUUCUUAUUGCGAGGAAUAUAGACCCAGGUCCCAAAAAAAAAAAAAAAUGCUGGUGGCAGCGUGAAUGAAUGAAAUCAUGCAUCAUGAACAAAAAGACGUAUUUUUGCAUCAUUUUGAGUAACUUUCCAUCCUCGUCAGGCUUAUUCCUUCGCUCGUCCCACUUUGGACAUUCCACGCUCCUUCUAGUUUGGUUUGUUCAUUUUCUUACUUUCCGACAACCUCACAAAUUAGUCUCUUCCGAGAUAUCUACUCAAAUUUGUUCUCAUCACCCUCAUCUCUCCAAAAAACAUAGUAGGUCCCAGUUGUAUAUCAAUAGACAGCCGCUACCGUAGUUGUAAUCAAAUUUAUUUGUUAAACUGUGCAUUCAGUCUAACAAAUAUUUUGAAUCGUAGUCCUCCUUCCUUUCUCAGGAGCGUAGUAGGGUGAAAAAAGCUUCGAUAAAACCGACAUUUGUUUUAUUGCAGCCGAAUUGAACAUAAUUUUUCUGCCAAGAUCUAUUUGAUUGCAUUUUACAACACAACUAGUUGUUGAAAAGAAAAGCCAGGUAGAAAAAAAGAAUGGUGCAACUGAACACGGAAUUUUUCGCCAAGGAUGGCAACCUUGUUGGCGAUGGGAGCUUGUCUCCGGAGGGUUACCUCGAAGUCUUGCCGGGAAGACUGUACUGGGUGAGCACAAACCAGAUCCCGAAAAAUACCCAGAGCCAUCACUUCUUCAGCAUAGAUAACGAGCUGGUCUACGAACCGUUCUUUGCCGACUUUGGUCCCCUGAACCUUUCAAGCACCUUCCGAUACUGCAAACUCGUCAAGGCCAUCCUUGAUGACGCACAGCUCAGUAUACUGCUUAAUAUCACACUUGUUCAUCUUUGAUAUUGAUACACUGUCUUACAGUCAGAUGACCACCACUUGUAUAUUGAUUUCGGAACUCAUACUUCGCUGGGAUGAACAGAAAAAUAAUACACAGAAAAAAUAUAGCGAUUCUUUUCCUUCCGAGGGCUUUCAAUUUGCGCAUGUGCAUGUUCAUGUUGUAUCUGUAAUUAAUUCACUUAUUGAAGGGUCGUUCUUGUCCUUUUAUCAUGUUCUGUGAAUUAUUGGUCUCCGAAUUGGACGUUCGAACCUCUAAGCCUACGACCACAACAGUGAACAAGAAGAUCGUGCACUUCACGAGCCAGUGCCCGAAGAAGCGCGCCAACGCCGCUUACCUUAUCGGCUGCUUCCAAGUUAUGGUUUUGCGUCGACAAGCCGAUGUCGCUUACAGACCGUUCCAGAAUAUCCGACCCCCAUUCCUCCCGUUCCGUGACGCAACAUGCGGUAUCUGCAACUACCACUGCACAGUCCUAGACUGCCUCAAAGGUCUCGAAUACGCCAUGCGCAUCAAGUGGUUCGACCCAAACACUUUCGACGUUGCAGCCUACGAAUUCUAUGAGAAGGUACCUAACGUAACCCUAGCAUUACAUAGCAAGAGCACCUCCCACAACUAGUAUUGCUUGUACUAGUAAGAUAGAAUAAGUUCCUUCUUGUAUCAUCAGCCAUUUUGCUAUGAUUGUCGGUGAUAGAAUCCAUACUAGUAAAGGAACAAGAUGUGCGAGUCGUUGUCGUUUGUAUCAACACCUUGUUUCAACGAUAUUUAAACUGUAGAACCAGUGAAGUUAUUUUGUCACCACAUACUACGGCAUGUUGAGGAUCGUUCUUUCAACAAUGAAUAGGUCGAGCACGGCGAUAUGAACUGGGUGAUCCCGGACAAGUUUUUGGCUUUUGCUGGUCCAAGUGCGACACCUAUCGAUUGCGAUGGAUUCCCAGCUUUUACCCCUGAAGACUACGUCCCCAUCUUCAAGUCAGGAAAUGUCGGCACGGUUCUCAGACUCAACAAGAAGCAGUACGACCGAAGGCGCUUCACCGAUAAUGGAAUCAAGCACGUACUAUAAUUUCGAUCUUUGUAGUAUAGCUACAGUUACAUAUUUUAUUAGACUUUCUCUAGAAGGCAGACACCUGUUGUACUUUUAGUUACUAGACUACUUGCACCAAAUCACUUUUCAUUAGAAUGCACCAGCCAUUUGCCUGUACUAGACUUAUUCGUAGGUACUUGUUUUAGCUUUCAAGCACAUUAUGGAAAACAGGAAUCAUAGUCCUCAUCGAGUACCUUCGUCACCAUCAAAAACGGUCUUAUCGUCACUCUACAGGUUGACAUGUAUUUCCUGGAUGGUAGCUGCCCUUCUCGAGAAAUCAUUAAUAAGUUCUUGUACCUUGCGGAGAACGAGACUGCUGCGAUCGGUAUUCACUGCAAAGCCGGUCUUGGACGAACGGGCACUUUGAUCGGUCUCUACGCCCAAAAACACUUCCAGUUCCCAGGUCGCGCGUACAUCGGAUGGAACCGCAUCUGCCGUCCAGGAGCUAUUUUAGGUACUUGUUAUGAAUUCUUGACUAACUGAAGCUGCGCUGAAGGUCUAGAGAGCAAGCUAGAGUGUAUACAUGUACCAGGGAGGGAGGCCCCCGUGGGACUUACGGAACGCCUUAGAGCUGUUACGUGACGCGUGACACCCACCGCGUCACGCCCAGAGCUUCGCCCCCCUCCUAUGGAUGGAGCGACGGGGGCGCCCGAGCGCCCUUGUUUUCGCGGUGGUGACAGGUAAGGACUCACGGGGGGGAAGGCCUCAAGAGGCGGAGCCGGAGGCCCCUGGCGGCUCUCCGCGUGUACCCCACAGGCGUCCCGACUCUUGGACCCUAUCAGAGGGACGGCCUCCGGGGGAAGAAGGCCGCCGAAGGCGGUCACGGUCGCGAGGCCUGGCCCCUUCGGCCCUCAUGGGGGGCAGCAGGGGCCAAACUCCUCCAGUGAGGAACCCGCACGCGGGAGGCCUGUAGGGGACAUGCAACACGGCAAGGGGGUCAAGCCUUGCCAACUGCUGCCAGCGGAGGCCCUCCACCCCCGAGGGGCUCCCCCAGUGAGGAGCCCGCACCCGGGAGAUCUGUAGGGUACACGCAACACGGGGGAAGCCUUGCCAGCUUUGCUGCCUUCGGAAGCCUUCCAUCCACCCCCGGCCGUCGGUGCUUGAACGGCCUCAGGAGGUUGGGUUCUGCUGGGUACAUGCAAGAAGCCGCGAGGGCUCGAAGGUGGGCAUUUGGAGGCCUUGCCGCCCGGCAGUCUCUCGGGAAAAAGGGUCCGGGGCUGGAGGCCCCCUCUCAAAAAGUUAGAUCGGAGGGGCCUUCAGCCCUGAGCCCUGGCACAUAUAUUGUCAGUCUAGCUUAUGCGAUCGAACGUCAUCUCUACGAUCAUGGGUAAGGAACUUCAGCGCUCCACUUCAUAUUGUCGUGUUAGCAGUUUCAUAAUUUUUCUUUCCGCGUGUAAAACUUGUGUUCGACGUCGGAUGAGCUAGAGGACUUUAUGAAGGCUGGCGUGGUUUGGUCAUAAAAAAAUAGACUCAGCUCGGCUCAGUCUUUACCAAGUCUAUGGAACCUCAACAAGUUAUCCAAAGACUAUGAAACAAGAAGAAGCAAUCCCAUGAUUUUUGCUUUUUCAUAAAGGGCAAUCGUCGUUAAAUCCUCAAGUUUACACUAAAAAUAGGUCCCCAGCAACAAUUUCUUUCGGAGAUGCAGAAUGAGAUGUUCCAAGUGGGCAUGGUUCACCGCGCCAACCUCACUGGCCAACCCCAUCUCUCCUCUAGCGCUGGUCGCCACCUCGAGGACCACGAACGCAAAGAAGAUGUCGGACAAGGUAACUCGUUUUCGACGACCUUCGUGAUAUCUAUCUAAGAUGAAAAGUGUUAUUGUUUCAUCAUUUCGUUCCCGCAUUUGGUUCUUCAUCAAUCAUUCCAAAUUCAUUAUCUUCAUCAGUCAUACCUUUCCCUAUUAUAUUUAUAUGAUUUCGUAAAUGUGAACCCUAACUGCCGUGACUCUUCAGGUGACCGGUUGACUGCCGCCAAGCGUGACAUGUUCUCGAACGCGAACAACAUUGGUCUCAAGCUCGGAGGAGGAUUUAGCAGCAAAUUGAUGGGACGCGGCCCGCCCCCGAAACCCUUGCGUGGCAUGUUCGGCCCCCAACCAGCGAUGAUGAUCUCCAAUGGAGCUUGAGGAAAAAAAGCGCUCCUCUGAGAAGAAUAGAUACUAGUAGUACUUUCUUCUUAGUGACAAUGAGGAGAUAAGAGUGUUUUUAGUUGUUAGUCUUAGUGAAAUGUAUAGAGUCUCUGAAGACUUGUAAGUAUUUAGCAUACCUAGUCGUGUACAGUUUUCAUGGCUGAGGAGCGAUUUCAGGUAAUUGGAGAGCACUUCUAACAAUGAGAAGAUAUUCGUUUGUUUCAUCGCUUUGUUUUUUGGGAAGGGGAAGGGACGCCUGGUACUAACUUCAAUGAUGAGUUUUCUGAUUGUUAGGCGGCGCUUAUCUAAUAUUACUAUGUAGCUAACAGAUAUAAGGGAACCUGGGUUAAAAUUGAGAGCAAAAGCUAUUUGUGGUUGUAGUGUUUGAACUUAACUGGCAGAAAUAUAAGCUGGCGGAAGACGAAGUGGACUAUUGAUAUUAUCAACUGGUAUAUAUUAUGAAUAUUAUAAUUACCCUAUGAUGAGCAUGAGGCUCUGUUAUUUGAUGUGCAUACUGGCUUUCUACAUGAUGAAAGUAUUUUAGAGAGAUGAAUGAGUGGAACUAUAUUUGUUCAGCUAGUUAUUCAACAUCAGAACGAAGAGCAUGUGGUAAGUACAUCAUGAAAUAUUUGAAAGCACCUUAACCGACUGGGGUUCGGGGAUUGUAAAGAAAAUUGUACAGAAUUUGACAUAGAUGAAAUAGACAUAAUCAUUGGGCGAAGAUCAUAGUUACUACCUACUACAGAAGAGCACGUCGAUUGUCGGGUAGGGGUGGACAAGUACUAUAUAUCCGCUAAACACGUGGCUGUAUCGAUUUUGUCACCUGUACACCCAUCUAGGCCAGCGGAGCCACUCUGCGAGCACCACAUGCAUAUCAUGCUAUAAUUUUUUUAGUCCUCCCAUGAAAAUGAGAGGCUCUUCCGAUUACGCAUAGAAGCAGAAGAUGACGUCUUGUUCUAGUGACGCUCGUGUUAGUUCCUCCUCGACGAGAAGGGACCAGCAUGGGAGCAUUAGAGCGGCUUCCAUUCUGCACAUUCAUACAUGCUUUUGCUAGCUUGAUUUUGAACACAUAGAGUUGAUCGACCAACACACAUUUAGUCCAUAAUGCUUCCUAAUAAUUGACGAUAAUCAGUCCGAAUUUCUAGUUCUUGGGGAAAGGCACUACUGUCAGUGUCCGAUAAUUCAUAUUGAGGUAACUGCUACUGAACUAUGUCUACUUAUUUUGGUCCCUCUUGUAUUUAAAUCAUUGAAUUGAUCGAAUCGUAUGCAACUGAUCAGAUGACCGACUUAUGGGACGUAUUCCUAGGUCUUCCCAUUGUACACAAAUUUAUUUUGACAGUCACAUAUCCGACCAUUCUUCCAACAAUUGUAACGACACUCACAUGAUGAAUUUAUUGUAUCUGAAUUGGAAUCUUCCUCGAAAAUGUACCAAACAUUUGUAAUAAUUGCGGCUGCUACUUAGAUUCAUGUUGAAAUAACGAUUACUUAUACACUUGCUUACAAACUGUUGAUCCCGAUGAGGAAUCGAGAGAUGAAGAAGUACUAUCUUCUCAGUAUUAAAUUCGAAUCCACAACGCCUUCAGGUUGAUUGCGCCUAGCAAUCAAUUCUAUGCACAUAAUUAAAAACCAGGUUGUAAAUCAUUGAUUAACUCCUUGAGUUUUCUUGUUGACAUCUAGUAUUUGGUAGUAGGAGAGUGUGUGUGUGUGUGUGUGAGUGAGUGAGUGAGUGUCCUGGACCUUCCAUGAGAGAGUUGUUAGUCGUAGCAAAAGAGAUCAUCAUGAUGUGCGACCACAUACCGAACCCAAGAAAUUGAUGAGAUGCAUAGCGCUGAUUCUAGGGGAGCAGGUGGUGAUGCAAGUUCUCUGUCUUCUACCGUUUCGCCAACUUCAUAGAGGAAUGGUUACGCAUCAUUGACAAAAUAACCGAUAGCAAUAGGGACAGAAACGAGGUAUUGGCAUUGGUCACUCACUCCUUGAAAACAGUGCCGACCCAUUACUAAGUGUCAGCUUGAGACUUCAAUUAUGGAGAUGAGAAAGACGCAAUCGCGAAAGAAGCGCUUCGAAAAG